AUGGAUCACUUGCGCGUGUUUGGUUCGCACGGCUACGCUCACAUUGACGAAGUGAAACGGACCAAUCUGGAACCCAAGAGCUUCAAGUGUAUGUUUCUCGGCUACGCAGAGAAUUUCAAGAGCUAUCGCGUGUUUGACUUGGAGAAUGCCAAGAUCAAAGUGACUCGCUCUGUGAAGUUGGAUGAGCGUGAGGUGGGCGGCAUUUACGACACGCAAGAGGUCAAGCCGGAACGAAUCAUUCAAGAAAUGAAGGAUGGUGAUGAAAUCAAGGUUCAGCAUCAAGUGGAUCGACAGCCAGUUCUGGACGAUCCGAUAGAAGCUGUCGAAGAGCCAGUUGCGGAUGUCAAAAUGGAGGAUGACGAAGAGUCGACAGAAGGCAGUGAAGGUCCACCUACUUCGAAACGUGCUAGGAUUGACGAGGAUGGACUCAUUGUAGCAGCUGUUCUUGCCUACGCUGUUAGCAUUGACGAUGUUACGGACCUACCAACUACGUAUGCUCAAGCAAUGGCAAGCGACGAUGUGAUGAAAUGGCGUGAAGAAAUGGAUGCUGAGCUUCGCUCGCAUGAAUAA
Messenger RNA from Plasmopara halstedii, 570 nucleotides. Its product is annotated as polyprotein. The transcript has 2 exons. Bases 1 to 570 code for a protein of 189 amino acids. The record is from RefSeq and is a predicted model, not a curated record. NCBI's taxonomy places the organism in Eukaryota, Oomycota, Peronosporomycetes, Peronosporales, Peronosporaceae.